AUGAAAAGAUCAGAAUAUGAGGGCAAGGCUCUUGAUCGGAUUGAUGAACGAAAAAUACGAAAAAUAUAUUCAACUGCACCAACAUCCUACCCAAUCUUUUCGGCUUUGGAAACUCAACAAGAUGAUAUAGUUAUUCUGAAAUUAUUUGAUUUUAAUUAUGCCUUUUCAUCAUCAACAAUGAAUGGGAGCUCCGAUGAAGCGGAGGACUUUGUUAAUUAUUUAUGUAAAAAGUUGACUCAGAAAAUGCGAGCACGGGAGAGGCUUGUCAAACCUUUUUCAAUGAAUUUUGAGCUUGCUCAUGUAUUUUCGCACACAACAAAGGAUCACACAAUCGACACCCCUUGCGAUGUUAAAAUCUCGUACAUACAUGGAUAUAUUCUUACCACUGCAGAUGACAUUCAUGUUUUUGAUUUAUACACCAAAAAAUUCAUUACUACUUUCUCAAUACCUGACUGUGAAUUAUUGUAUAUGAGCAUUGAAGAAAAUUUUGAUGGAAACAACAAUGACGCCUUGUUUUUUGAUUGUUAUGGCCAUAAUUGCGUCUUUAAAUAUGAUUUGAAGAGACUCAUUGGUAAAGCCAUUAAAAAAGAGUCUCAUUCAUGUGAUUUUAUAUGGAAAUCUGAAACGAUCAAACAACCGAGAGGAAUGGCUCUUUGGAAAGACUGUUUGCAUUUUGAGGAAAAUUUGUUGUUUGUCUGCGAUGAGCAAGAUAAUGGAAGCAUUCUUAUUUUAAAAUCGUCAACAGGGCAAACUAUUCAAACUAUUACCUCUCUUGACAGUCCAUAUGGACUUACUUUUGAUGACAUUGGAAAAGAAUUGUUCGUCAGCAUGUUGACAAGUAUUGAGGUUUUUCGAAAAGACAACAAAAAUCAAUCCUGGGUUUUUGAUCGACUACUCCAUCCAGAAACAGAUGAAGUUUACUCCCAAGGAUUGAUUUAUGACAAGGUAUCUAGGACCCUAAUUUCUUGUGACGACGAAACCAAUAGAAUCCAAAUUUUUCAACCCAAAAAUGGAAGUAUUAUUAAGGAAUUCAACGGUGAUAUAUUUUUUCCAGAUAGUUUAUGCUUAAAUGAAAUGACAGGCGAGUUGUACGUGUGUCAGGAUGACGGUGUUAAAAUUUUCAGAUAA
Molecule: messenger RNA, 1128 nt
Organism: Naegleria fowleri
Lineage: Eukaryota; Heterolobosea; Eutetramitea; Acrasida; Naegleriidae
Exons: 1
Coding region: 1-1128 (375 amino acids)
Source: RefSeq, a predicted model, not a curated record